This is a messenger RNA of Hyaloscypha bicolor E, 463 nucleotides long. RefSeq lists its product as uncharacterized. The coding region runs from base 139 to 384 and encodes 81 amino acids. NCBI's taxonomy places the organism in Eukaryota, Fungi, Ascomycota, Leotiomycetes, Helotiales, Hyaloscyphaceae. The record is from RefSeq and is a predicted model, not a curated record. The transcript has a single exon.
CAUCUCCUCUCAAGAGACCUCAGUGGUAGGCACCCCAGCAGAAUCAUAUCUUUUGUUCAAGCCAAGAUCGGUCAAUGAUCUGCGCAGAAGAUUGCGCAGGGGAACCGUCGUUUGCGUUUCUGAUUGGCGAAUGGUACGAUGGCAAGUACACGGACUACACAGAGGAAGUGCUUGUCCCUAUCUUGUGCAUGCCGCCUGUCUGCCUGUCUGUCUGGAUGUCUGUCUGUCUCUAAGGAAAUAACAACCGUCCGAUUUCUUUGCCCAAUUUCAAAGGCGUGCUGGCUUCAAGCAUUACUGGUCCAUGUCACCGUUCCUUACGUUCGCAGGGAGCCAAGAGCCAGCCGAUUUUGGCUUCCUUUCGUUGUCGAAAGUGCCAAAAUUUGACCUUCGAUCUGUCCGUUCCGUAACUCCGUUCAUCAGCCUCUGAUAUUGUUGUUAUCCUCUCCUACUCCUCUACUGUUUG